Benincasa hispida (wax gourd) is the source of this 1768-nucleotide messenger RNA. RefSeq names its product protein SHORT-ROOT-like. The record is from RefSeq and is a predicted model, not a curated record. NCBI's taxonomy places the organism in Eukaryota, Viridiplantae, Streptophyta, Magnoliopsida, Cucurbitales, Cucurbitaceae.
ACCUUCUCCCCACUUUCAUGGUCUUUUUUUCCCUUAAAGUUCAAUCAAACUUUGAAUAAAUUAAUUAUAUUAAAUUUAUUUAUUUAUUUUGUUGAAGUUUUGGAGGUUUUUGGGAGUGAAAUUUCAUUCAUGGAUACCUUGUUUAGGUUGGUCAAUGAUCUUGAAUCCUCUGAUCAAUAUUCUUACAACAAUUAUUCUAGCAGCAACUCAAAGAAUUCUAGUGAUCAAAAUCAUUAUUAUUAUCUUCAAAACCCACAAUCUCAAGAAUGCUUCAACAAUUUGUUCAUGGAGGAAGAAGAUCAUUUCUCUGCAUCCUCUUCUUCAAAUCACCACCACCACCACCGACUCCGACAGUUUCAAUGUUUGACGACUACUACUACCUCUACCGGUACCGCUAAUACUCCAACUGAAGACCUGAACUUUGAAUUCUCCGAGGAAUGGGGCUCUACAAUACUCCUCCAAACAGCUAGUGCUAUUGUUGAUAACAACACUUGUCGAAUCCAACAACUCAUGUGGAUGUUGAAUGAGCUCGGUUCUCCGUACGGCGACAUUGAUCAGAAGCUAGCAUACUACUUCCUUCAAGGCAUGUUUAGUCGCAUCACCGACUCCGGUGCCAAGUGCUACCGGACCUUGGCAGCGGCUUCGGAGAAACGAUCGUGUUUCGAGUCGAUGAGAAAAAUGGUGCUGAAGUUUGAGGAGGUGAGUCCAUGGAUGACAUUCGGUCAUGUUGCUUCAAAUGGUUCCAUUAUGGAAGCUUUACAAGGUGAAAAGAAGUUGCAUAUAAUUGAUAUAGCCGGAAACUCCUCAUUUUGCACUCAAUGGCCAACUUUUAUUGAAGCUCUUGCAACUCAAUCGGACCAAACUCCCCACCUUACCCUCACCAUCUUGGUUGCUGCCAAAUCGGACGAAACCUUGCGGGCUCAUAAGAAAUUGAUGAGAGAAAUAAGUAGAAGACUAGAGAAAUUCGCAAGGCUUAUGGGAGUUCCGUUCAAAUUCAAACCCAUUUCCCACUACGGCGACGUUUCACACUUCGAUUUUACAAAUUUAGCCCUCAAACACGACGAGGCCGUCGCCGUCAACUGCGCCGGCGCCUUACGCUCCGUCGCCCCCGUCCACAAUCGCCGCGAUUUUCUCAUAUCCUUGUUCCGAGCUUUGCGGCCCAGGAUUAUCACCAUCGUAGAGGAGGAGGCCGAUCUCGACGCCCACGGCGGCGUUGACUUUGUCAAACACCUUCAGGAGUGUUUACGCUGGUUUAGGCUUUACUUCGAUUCGUUGGACGGAAGUUUCCCCACCGCCACCGACGAGCAGUUCAUGCUCGAACGCGCCGCUGGACGCGCCGUCGUGGACUUGCUUGCACGCGUGCCGGCGGAAUCGGAGGAGAGGCGCGAGAUCGCGACGCGUUGGGCGCGUCGUUUCUAUAACGGUGGCUUCAAACCGGUGUCGUUUAGCGAGGAUGUAAUUGACGAUGUACGCGCGCUUUUGAGGAGGUACAAGGAUGGGUGGACGGUGACGGACGGCGCCGGUGCCGGAAUGUUCUUGGCUUGGAAGGGGCAGCCGGUGGUUUGGACCGCCGCGUGGGCGCCUGGACAAGUAGACGGAGAGAAGACACACGUGUGAUAUUUGGCCUUACCACGUGCUUUAGUGUAUUAUUUAUUGGAAGACAAAAAUCUUAUCUGAGAUUAAAAUAGAAAUGAUAAUUAAAUUUGGGGAUUUUUUUUUUUAUCCAUUGGGUUGAGAAAAAACAUGCAUUUAAAUAGGAGUAGUUGUA